Messenger RNA from Chiloscyllium plagiosum (whitespotted bambooshark), 3208 nucleotides. NCBI's taxonomy places the organism in Eukaryota, Metazoa, Chordata, Chondrichthyes, Orectolobiformes, Hemiscylliidae. The record is from RefSeq and is a predicted model, not a curated record.
UUGCAUUUACAUGAAAGAUGAUGGAAAUUCAGAGGUCAGGAGUCGUUUAGUAAAAAGUCACUUGAAUACACGUGCCUCCCUUACCGUCCUCCACCUGUUGAAGAAGAUGUCUUCGAUCUUUUAAUUCAGUGAAUUUUCACCGGCGAUCAAAAAGCUACUGAACAACAAAGGAAGCCGCCCGCUUUUUCUCUCGUCUGGAGUUGUGGCACAUGAACGAAUUUCAAACAGUCUGACAAGGGGUGACUGAAUUGUGAAGUCGAGGAAGACAAGAGUUUUUUUUCUCUCUCUCCCUCUCUUCAGUUCGCUCUUUUCUGCUGCCCGUCUCUCCCCCCACCCUCCUCCCCACGACCACCACCCCCACCUCCCCUCCUCUUUCCAUAUUAUAUAUAAAAAAAGAGAGAGAGGACAGAGGAAAAGAAAGAAAAUCUGGACUCGACAAUAAUUUAUCAGGAGCGACUGUCAUGCGCGCACAAUACCUGGGAUUGAUGAGGCGAGCGAGCCAAUCAGAAGGCGGGAUGGUCGGCCCCAGUCGUUGAUUGGUGACCGGGCGCAACGGGGCAGCACGGGCCUGGCCAAUGGGCUCGAAAGUCGGGGGGCACGUGAUCCCUCCCCCAACUCCCAUUCAUCAAGGGGAUGGUGUUGUCUUUUCAAUUCAUUUAUCUGCAGGAAUGAUUGCCGCUAUCAUUCUCGAGCUCACCGCCCGGCUGAUGAGGUGAAAGUUUCUCCCCAGGAAGAUAAACCGCAAAAGACAAUAUUGCAUGAUUUGCGUUUGCAGAGGGGGGAAUAUCUCCAGCAAAUUCCCACACGCUGAAGAGAGAGAAAAGGAGAAAGAAAAAUAAGGAGUUUUUGCAAGUCCUCCAAACAGACUCAGAGACUGUUUUCCAUUGAGCAAGUUUCGUUGUGAAUUGCCUUUCUUUCUUUUCAAACAAAAAAAAUAUACCAUUAUUCCUUCGCCAACCCCCAUCGCCAGACGAUGCUUUUGGACGCUGGACCUCAAUAUCCUACUCUUGGAGUGACUACCUUCGGCUCAUCUCGACAUCACUCAACAGGCGAUGUCAACGACCGAGAAGUAGGGCUGGGGAUCAAUCCUUUCGCUGACGGGAUGGGCGCUUUUAAGAUCAGCCCCAGCACUCACGAUCUCGCAUCGGGUCAAACUGCCUUCACAUCGCAGGCUCCGGGUUACGCCGCUGCUCUGGGACACCAUCCGAGCCAUGUGAGUUCGUACAGCAGCGCAGCGUUCAACUCGACCCGGGACUUUCUGUUUCGCAACCGGGGCUUUGGGGAAGCGGCGGCCAGCGCCGGCCACAGUCUGUUCGCCUCAGCGGCUGCUGCGGGCAGCUUCGCCGGACCUCAUGGACAUACUGACGCCGCGGGGCAUCUACUCUUCCCGGGUCUUCACGAGCAACCGACCAGCCACGCUUCGUCCAAUGCACAUGUAAUGAACGGCCAAAUGCGCUUAGGUUUUUCAGGGGACAUGUACGGCAGAGCAGACCAGUACAGCCAAGUUACUAGUCCCAGAUCGGACCACUAUGCUUCGACCCAGCUACACAGCUAUGGCCCCAUGAACAUGAACAUGGCGGCCCAUCAUGGGGCCGGGGCCUUCUUUCGUUAUAUGAGGCAACCCAUUAAGCAAGAACUCAUAUGUAAAUGGGUAGAGCCCGAACAGUUGACGAAUCCUAAAAAAUCCUGCAACAAAACUUUUAGCACAAUGCACGAACUGGUUACUCACGUAACAGUGGAACACGUUGGGGGACCAGAACAGUCGAAUCAUAUCUGUUUCUGGGAAGAGUGUUCAAGAGAGGGAAAGCCUUUCAAAGCCAAAUAUAAACUUGUAAAUCACAUCAGAGUCCACACUGGUGAGAAACCAUUCCCCUGUCCAUUCCCUGGCUGUGGGAAAGUCUUUGCCAGAUCAGAAAAUCUCAAGAUCCACAAGAGAACUCACACAGGCGAGAAACCGUUCAAGUGUGAGUUCGAAGGGUGCGAUAGGCGUUUCGCUAACAGCAGCGACCGCAAGAAGCACAUGCACGUGCACACUUCCGACAAGCCGUACCUCUGCAAAAUGUGUGACAAGUCCUACACUCAUCCCAGCUCUCUGCGAAAACACAUGAAGGUCCACGAAGCAUCCUCUCAAGGAUCACAGCCUUCUCCAGCGGCAAGUUCCGGCUACGAGUCCUCAACACCCCCCACCAUCGUGUCGCCCUCCACAGAAAACCAGACCAACAGUUCAAUGUCCCCAACAUCUUCUGCAGUCCACCACACGUCCAACCACAGCACGCUUUCAUCGAACUUUAACGAAUGGUACGUUUAAGUAGACAUACAUCAAAAAAUUACAAAAACAUACAAAAAAACUUUUCACAAAAAAGACUCCAAAGUUACGAUCGCGAGGAAUCAAAGACAAUAAAAAGCUGCCAAUAGACGCCGAGAGGAUUUUUUUUUAAAGAAAGGAAGAAACCAAAACCUUGAAAGGUUACAUUGUAGCAAAUUUUAAAAUGCAUGUAGGACGAUGAUAUUUCUCUAGUCAUUGCCUAGUGCCAGGAUCAAAGCAAGAACGGAUAAAGCUUUGAAAUUGCAUGUGUUCUAUGGCAGCGGCCUUUUCUCUCCUUUUUUUGUAAAUAUAGAAUUAUUAGUUUAAGAGUCUAAUGUUUCAAUCUUGUACAUAGGCACAUCACAGGGGAUUUGUCAACGUGGUAUUUGCAAAUAUGGGCGACGGUUGGAAUAAAAUGCAAUUAUUUGUUUAUGGAUGGCAAAAAAAGUUACUAUAGUCGAUGUGUACCAAAAUGUGAAUUAAUUUGUAUUUCAGUCUCAACUGAGAGUCAGAAAGCUAGCAGAUACUAUUGUUAUUAAUGUGCUUUUUGUAUCCAGUGCAAACCUUCGUCCCAAAGUCCAGUCGGAGUAGUGAAGUGUUCAAAGUGUUGCUUGUUAUGUCAAAAACAAAUCGUAGUGCAAGCUUGGAACUCCGUGUUAAAAUGUAACUUUGUUUUAUGUAAGACUUGAUAUUAAAGCAAAAUAAGAAAUUUAUCUGUUCAUUGCCUUCGCAGUUGCGAUAAAUUUAUGUAUAUAUUCCCAAUCUCCAUAUUUAUCCGCAUGUACGUAAAUUACCGGUAUUACGUGUUACAGAUAUUCGAUAUUUAUGAAAGAUGCAUUCGUAUGUAAAACCUAGUUUACAAACUGUUCCAUAACAUUUCGUACAAUAUUAAAGAUUCCAAAA